AUGUCUUUGGUAGUCUACACUCUACUCAUCAUUCUGUGCAAUGUUUGGUGCUUGAUCCGUGGGGCUUCUGUGGCUGUCCCAGACAUUGCUGUGAGAUGUGCUGAAGAAGCGUUGCUGCCCUGUAAAGUUCUUCGGGACACUUCAAUCACCUACCAGACAGUGUCUUGGUAUAAAAUGGCUGGAGAAGGCAAAGGAAUAGCAUGGAAAGUCCUUGAUGUGGAAUCUCAAUAUCCCAAAGAACUUGGGGGGUCCCUGGAGCUCUCCAAUGACACCUUCUUUUCACUGAGGAUCAAAAACGUGACCAGCCAAAACAGUGGGACAUAUAAGUGCACUUUGGGGGAACAGAGAGGAGAACACAAUCUGAGCAGCACAGUCACAUUAAAAGUAACAGGUUGCCCUGGAAUAGAAGAUGAAAAAUUAAAAAAACACAAAGCUGAGCUUUUCAUGCUGACUUGCCUUGGGAUUUUUUAUUUGCUGCUCAUCUUUUUCACCUGUAUGUGUCUAAGAAAAGAGAGCAUGUCUCCCAAUAUUAAAAAACCCAAACCAGAUAUGCAGCACAUGCUCACUCUCAUCAAUGUACAUGAAAUGACAACUUUGCAGGCUUUAAACAGCAACAGCACUUGCAAAACUGAGCAUACUUCAGGUUCUGUCUAA
Molecule: messenger RNA, 654 nt
Organism: Nestor notabilis (Kea)
Lineage: Eukaryota; Metazoa; Chordata; Aves; Psittaciformes; Psittacidae
Gene: CD83
Product: CD83 molecule
Exons: 5
Coding region: 1-654 (217 amino acids)
Source: RefSeq, a predicted model, not a curated record